This is a messenger RNA of Blepharisma stoltei, 1397 nucleotides long. NCBI's taxonomy places the organism in Eukaryota, Ciliophora, Heterotrichea, Heterotrichida, Blepharismidae. The record is from the annotation of a GenBank genome assembly.
AUGAAUUGCCAUUCACUUGACUUAAAUUCAAACAAAGAAAAAACUCCAAGAGUUAUCGAAAAUAGGUCCAACUUUGUAGAAAGAGUCAAUAAAGUAACAGCCACUCAGAUUUUCCAAACUUCUAAAAAGCCUCUUUCUUCAGAAAGAGCAUGCUCAGUUGACAAAGAAAGAUUUCAGUCACCUUUUUUCCAAAAGAAGAUGGAAACUUUAAACAACACCUUGUGCGCUUUGAACUCUAAAAUUACAUCCACAAGGAAUUCUAUUAAACGAGUAAAUAAAAUUGAGGUAGAACUGGCAGGAUAUAAAUUGAAUGAAAUUAUCAAAAAAAUUAAAAAAUUUGGGUUUGAUUGCAUUCGAAAAGAAUUAUACUUAAUAGACUAAAUAAUUGUUAUAAAUCAAGAUAUUUUAUAGGCUAAAAUUAUAAUAAAAUGCUGGUAAUAUGCGUAUUUACUCAAUUUUAAAUAUUGUUAUAUCAUGAAGAAGAGAUAACACGGAAAAAUUCAUAUGUUUGUGAUGUUAAGAAAACAGUUGAAGAAUGCAUGAAAAAGAAUUUUAAUUUAAACCAAUUGAUUGCUAUGACAAAAUGCAAAAACUGUGGCCAUUGCGAUUUAACACUGCUAACAUCAUCUACUAAACAUAAUCUUUCGCCAAGAUUUAUGGAAAAAAUUACGCAGCUUCUGCCAGAUUCUGAUAAUGCAAUUGACAAAGAAAAUAUCAAUCCGAACAAAGAGCCAAAAAUUUCAAAAGUUUUCGAUUCUUUCAGCAAAACAAAUGAUUUUGACUUAAAUUCGUCAGCUGAAAGCACAAAGCAAAUAAAAAGCCCAAACUUUACUAGUAUCGAUAAAUAUCGAAAAGUAGGCAAAGAAGUGAAAAUUCCAAAACUCAAUUUCAGCGGAAUUGUGCCAAUUAACACAAAAUCAAAAUCCCAAAUAUACACUAGAAAUUCAGCAGAGUCUCAAAAAAAUACUAUAAAUGACCAAAAAUUAGAAAAUGGCCUAAAAAAGUUCACAGAAACUUUAGAAAAAGUAGUCAAUGAAAGGGUUCAUCGAGGCUUUGACUUAAUUUUCCUAUCACGAGCUCGCAGAGAAACAGAAGAAAACCAAUCUUUAACCUUUGAAUUCAGCCCAGAAGAAAGUGCUAUACUAAGCAACCGUCCUUCAAUGCUUACAGGUGCAUUUGCAACAGAGCAUACAUUAAACGAAAUUAGCUCAAUAGAAAAGCAAGACAAAACUGACGACAGUUAUGACAUUUACCCCCAAGAAGACAUAAGCCGCUCCAGUGUAUAUAAAAAGAGCUCAAACUUAGCAGUCUUUAAAAUCCUGUUUUCAAGGCUUGACAAGUUAUUCUAUAGAAGAAAAGUUAGAGGUUUUUAUUCUUUAAUGGAUACAAUGUACUAG